UCACAAACGUUCUGGAUUGCAAUGUUUAUGGAUAAAAGCCUCGGAAAUUCCGAGUGUUGUCAUUAUCAGAAUUGCAACACUACGGAACUAUUGCUAAACCGUUGAAUAGAGGAACUGUCACAAUUUUCUGUGCAGGAUUCGCAUAGGACAUCAUAAUCAUAUAUCUGCGAUUGAACUGUUGCUAAUUCGAACUUUCACGAAUCGACACCGACACGAAACAAAAUGCCAGGACCAGCGAUUGGAAUCGAUUUGGGCACAACCUAUUCCUGCGUCGGUGUCUUCCAACACGGGAAGGUGGAGAUCAUCGCGAACGACCAAGGCAACAGGACCACCCCGAGUUAUGUGGCAUUCACGGACACGGAAAGACUCCUUGGGGACGCUGCGAAAAACCAAGUCGCCAUGAACCCUAGGAAUACGAUCUUCGACGCCAAGCGACUCAUCGGGAGAAACUUCAACGAUUCUCCUGUCCAGUCUGACAUGAAGCACUGGCCGUUUAAAGUUGUCUGUGAAUCCAACAAGCCGAAGAUCGAAGUGGAGUACAAGGGAGAACGAAAGUUAUUCGCCGCUGAGGAAGUGAGCUCCAUGGUGUUGACGAAAAUGAGGGAGACCGCUGAGGCGUACUUGGGACAGAAAGUGACGGACGCCGUCGUGACUGUCCCGGCGUAUUUCAACGACGGGCAGAGACUUGCUUCGAAGGACGCCGGCUGUAUUGCCGGACUGAACGUGCUGAGGAUUAUAAACGAACCAACUGCUGCCGCCCUUGCGUACGGAUUGGACAAGAACCUCAGAGGUGAGAAAAAUGUCUUGAUCUUUGAUUUGGGAGGCGGUACCUUUGAUGUGUCCAUUCUUACUGUCGACGAAGGGUCCUUGUUUGAGGUAAAAUCGACAGCGGGGGAUACCCAUCUCGGGGGUGAGGACUUUGAUAACAGAAUGGUCGAUCAUUUCGUGCAAGAAUUCAAACGAAAAUACAGGAAGGACAUUUCUGGUAACGCACGUGCGCUGCGCCGUCUGCGUACAGCCUGCGAGCGCGCAAAACGGUCACUCAGCAGUGGUGCCGAGGCGAGCAUCGAAAUCGAUUCACUUUACGAAGGCACCGACUUCUACACCAAAAUCACCCGAGCGAGAUUCGAGGACUUGUGCGCGGAUAUUUUUCGCAAGACGUUAGAACCCGUAGAGAAGGCAUUGCGGGACGCAAAAAUGGACAAGAGCAUGAUUAAUGACGUCGUCCUGGUCGGAGGUUCGACGCGGAUCCCGAAAAUCCAGAAGCUGCUUCAGGAUUUUAUGGGAGGGAAGGAGUUGAACAAGUCCAUCAACCCAGAUGAAGCAGUCGCCUAUGGAGCCGCAGUCCAGGCUGCUAUCCUGACCGGGAGUAGUGACGAGGCAAUCAAGGACGUCUUGCUUGUGGACGUCUCACCACUGUCACUUGGUAUUGAGACUGCCGGAGGCGUGAUGACAAAACUCGUCGAGCGCAACACGAAAAUCCCGUAUACGACCAGCCAGACAUUCACCACAUUCGCGGACAACCAGCCUGCCGUGACGAUUCAAGUCUUCGAGGGUGAACGGGCCAUGACCAAGGACAACAACCUACUGGGAAGCUUCGAUUUGACAGGUAUUCCUCCAGCGCCGCGCGGAGUACCGAAAAUCGAGGUUUCGUUUGAUAUAGACGCGAACGGCAUCCUAAACGUCUCGGCAAAGGACUCCAGCACGGGCAAGACGAACAAGGUGACCAUCACCAACGACAAGAACAGGCUGUCCAAGACGGACAUUGACCGAAUGGUCGCAGACGCCGAAAAAUAUCGCGACGAGGACAACAAACAACGUGAUCGAGUUAUGGCCAGGAACAACCUUGAAUCGCUGGCGUUCCAGUACAAGAGCGCAGUGGCCGAAGACAGCAGCGGGAAACUCUCAGCAGGCGACAAGGACAUUGUGACCAAGAAGUGUGAUGAGGUCAUGAAGUGGUUGGAGGUGAAUGGAUUGGCGGAGAAGGAAGAAUUCGAUCAUCAGAUGCAGGAGUUGCAGCUGGUCUGCGCCCCCGUCAUGACCAAGCUGCAUUCUGGGGGAAGCGGCCAGGGCCAGCAACAGUGCGGUGGCCAGGGUGGCCCAACUGUUGAAGAAGUCGAUUAAAGGCAAAGUCUCCAAAUUCUAGCGUUGAAGGGCAUUGGUAAUGAUUUAUAUCAUUCAUUCAAAGGUCAAGUUCUAAGUGCGAACCAUGUACU
Lineus longissimus is the source of this 2216-nucleotide messenger RNA. RefSeq names its product heat shock protein 70 A1-like. Gene Ontology annotation, molecular function: ATP-dependent protein folding chaperone; ATP binding. Gene Ontology annotation, cellular component: cytosol; cytoplasm; plasma membrane. NCBI's taxonomy places the organism in Eukaryota, Metazoa, Nemertea, Pilidiophora, Heteronemertea, Lineidae. The record is from RefSeq and is a predicted model, not a curated record. The transcript has a single exon. Bases 223 to 2124 code for a protein of 633 amino acids.